CUGAGCAUAUAUGGUAAUUGAUUUUAUCUGUACCUUAAAUAACAAUGAUUUACAUGCAAGUAUUAAUUAGUUUGCACUUUCGUUCUUCCACAGCUACUGAACCGCACCCCUUCUCCCACCCCACCACCCUAUCGAUCGUUUCUACCAUGAGUCAAGCCACCCCACCCCCUUUCUUCACCUGGGUAUCAAGCAACCUAGCGGCUCAUGGGAUGCCUUCCAGUCCGGACCAGAUGCGCUACCUAGCAGACAACGGCAUCCGCUACCUGAUCUCCCUGACGACGGAGUGUCGCCCCCCUGUGGAGGCCACGCCCAACGUCACGUGGGUUCCCAUUGGUAUAGAUGAUUACCAUCCCCCCACGCUGGAGCAGGUGGUGGAGUUCAUGAGGGUGAUGGAAGAGGCAGAGGAAAAAAAUGAGGCUGUUUCCGUUCAUUGUUUGCGUGGAAGGGGAAGGACAGGGACCAUGGUGGCCUGCUAUUUCAUCAAGAUGCAGAAAAUGUCUGCCGCAGAGGCCAUAGCAGAAGUGCGCCACCAACGGCCUGGCUCUGUAGAAACGGUGGAGCAAGAGAAUCUUAUACGAGAUUAUGAAACAUUCAUCAAUAAACCAAGUAUAUGAAAUUGUACUCAGGUCGACCUUAUAUGUAGCACAAAUGACCUUAUCUGUAGCACAAAUAUUGAGAGUGAUGUCUAAAGUAGGAUCUUAUACGAGAUUACGACACAUUCAUCAAUAAACCAAGUAUAUGAAAUUGUACUCGGGUCUACCUUAUAUGUAGCACAAAUAUUGAGAGUGAUGUCAACAGUAGUACUGUAAAUGAAAAUGUUUAACAUAUUGGGUACAUGAAGUAUGAAAACAUGUAGUUUUUUAAUUUUAAAGUGCUGAUAUUUUAAAUGAAAUUUUAAUGGUGCAUGACAUAUGAAAUACGGUAUGUAGAUUUUAAUGUUUUUAAAGUGAUCUUGUACUCAGGUCAACCUGAUAUGUAGCACAAAUAUUGAGAGUGAUGUCAAAGGUAGUAGUGUAAAUGAAAAUGUAUAUCAUACAGGGUACAUGAAGUAUGAAAACAUGUAGUUUUUAAUUUUAAAGUCAUGUAUUAUAAGUGCUGAUAUUCUGAAUGAAAUUUUAAAGGUGGAUGAAAUAUGAAAUAUGCAGAUUUUAAAUAUUUUUAAAGUGGUCGAUUGUAACUGUUGAUAUUUUGAAUGAAAUUGUAAAGAUACAGGGUACACGUAAUAUAGAAAUAUGUUGAUUUGUGUCUUACAAAUAUUUUAUUGUCUUUUAAGAUACCAGGUAAUUUUUCAUAGAGAAAUAUAUAUGCAGUCAAAGUGGUGUGUAUUUGAGUCUAGAAUGAGAAGAAAUUAUUUUUGAUAAAUCAUACGACUUGCGGUGAUAGCUAGAGUAUUGGACUUCAGCCUAUCAAAAAGAAUUAAUGACAAAUGUUUUCAUUGCAAUACCUUGCAGUGAAAGUAUCU
Messenger RNA from Strongylocentrotus purpuratus (purple sea urchin), 1462 nucleotides. Its product is annotated as dual specificity protein phosphatase 23. Lineage: Eukaryota; Metazoa; Echinodermata; Echinoidea; Camarodonta; Strongylocentrotidae. The transcript is spliced from 2 exons. Gene Ontology annotation, molecular function: protein tyrosine phosphatase activity; protein tyrosine/serine/threonine phosphatase activity. The record is from RefSeq and is a predicted model, not a curated record. Gene Ontology annotation, biological process: cilium assembly; protein dephosphorylation. The coding region runs from base 45 to 614 and encodes 189 amino acids.